Messenger RNA from Paracoccidioides lutzii Pb01, 981 nucleotides. RefSeq lists its product as hypothetical. The transcript is spliced from 3 exons. Bases 1 to 981 code for a protein of 326 amino acids. Gene Ontology annotation, cellular component: nucleus. Gene Ontology annotation, molecular function: 3'-5'-RNA exonuclease activity. The record is from RefSeq and is a predicted model, not a curated record. Gene Ontology annotation, biological process: U6 snRNA 3'-end processing.
AUGGAUCUAGUUCAGUAUUCCGAUUCAGAAUCGGACGAGAGCCCACAGACAAAAGCUCAGCCAGUGACAACUCCCGUUCGUUUGCUGAAGCGACAGCGAACAGAUAGCGGAAAUAAUAAUAAUAAGGAAGGUGAUGGGAGAAGUGGGAAUUCUGUUUUACCUCCGUUGCCUGCUGAGUUCCUUGAUCUCUAUGCAACCAAUUCGCGCGUUAGCGUCCAGGACGAACCCAGUCUCCAUGACGGGCGCAAACGUAUAAUUCCCCAUGUUGUUGGCAACUGGCCCACCCAUAUAUAUCUCGAGUGGUACCCCGCGGCUCCAGAGGUCUCCACUUUAGAAGACGUAAUUUCUCGGUCUGGACAUGAACUUCAAAAUGGAUUGGAAAUCCAUAGCCUGCUGUUUAGCGAUCUGGGUGCCCAAAUGCCGCUGCACAUUAGCCUUUCGCGCCCCGUUGCGCUUGUGACGGAUGACAGACAGCCGUUUAAAGACAUGCUAAACGAUGCCAUACGUGACUCUGAUAUUCGUCCGUUUCGCGUGUCAACGGCUGGGUUAGACUGGGUUUCUAAUUUUGAGAGAACGCGGUGGUUCCUCAUUUUACGGGUUGUAAAACCAGCACACAAUGAGCUGAAUCGCCUGCUGGUGAUAUCGAAUCAGAGUGUUGCUGCUUUCCACCAACCUCCGCUGUAUCAAAGCCCAGACCCUGCAAAUACGCCCGGCAGGAAACGGUAUAGCAAGAAACCCCGGGCCCAACCAGCAACUUCCGACCCUGUCGAGGACUUUUCUGACUACUUCCAUAUAUCUAUCGCGUGGAGCUUGACAGAACCAUCAGUGGAGGAUAAGCAGCGGGUUGCUUCCGUAGAACUUGGAAAGCUCAAGGAAGUUGAAAUCCUUUUUCACAGUGUGAAGGUCAAAAUUGGGAAUAGAGUUCACAAUUUGGAACUUCCAACGCUGAUUCUCGAUGAAAAUGGGUUCUGUGGCUUGUAA